Molecule: messenger RNA, 1053 nt
Organism: Enterospora canceri
Lineage: Eukaryota; Fungi; Microsporidia; Enterocytozoonidae
Source: the annotation of a GenBank genome assembly
AUGCAUAAACCAAUAAAAAGAGAGACGAAACCUGUUGCUGGUGGACGAAACGGGGCAGCCUUCUUCUACCUGGCCACGCUUGUUCCGAGCCUGCUUCUCUUUGGAUGCGUCUUCUUCACCCUCGGCCUCUACAGAAUGUGGCCCAUUUUUCUGACUGUGUCGCUCUACUGCACCGUCACCACCCUCGCUCGCAGUCCCCUGCUCCACUUUGGCGCCACUUUCGCGUCCGCGUUCCUCUUCACGCUCCUCCUCGUCCGCCUCGGCCACAUCAACCGCGUCUUCUUCACGAAGCCAAACGAGCACUUUCUGGUCAAGCGAAUCUACGUGAACUACAACGUGGUCUGCAACGGCUGGGCCUGCGCCCUCUUUGCCCUCAUUCGCACCGUCUCGGUCUCCCUGAACCAGCCCAGCCCCAAGGUCGUUCCUGGCCUCCUCAACCACGUCCGCUACAAACUGUCUCAAAUUCGAUUUGGUGCCAUUUCAACCCAAAUUGCCAUCGUCUACGUCACCCUCCACUCCAUUCACAUGGCCAUUGGUCGCCUGACGAAUGCCAUUCUCUUCCUAGUCCGCCUCAAACUGGAUAUCGUCUCAUUCCGCCUCUACGUCCUCAACACGGUCGUCUUCAUUGGGUCGAUUCUGCUCUUCAACCUCAUUCUGGUCGUAUACGACGCAUUGGUCGAGUACAACUCCAACGAGUUUGGUCGAUCUGGUCAUCUUCGACCAUUUCGACUCCUUCAAAAGUACAAUUCACCAACAGUAGAGAAACUACUUGAUCAAAUAGAAGGAUUGAAGAAGGAGUAUUUGGACACGUUUGUGGUGAGAGUACCAGCUGUAGGCAGCCAGAAUGGAACAGAGGCAACGAGACAGUAUCACAGUCUCAAACAGGUUGGAUACGCCGUAGUCUAUCGAAUCAGACUGGGCCUAUUCUUAGUUCGAUACGGGUAUUUUGCUAGUAAAAUGGAUGAAAUGGAGUACGUCAGAAAACAGGAACUAAAUAGGAGAAUUGAGAGAAUCAAUGUCGACCUGGGAGUGGUUCUGCCUCAGUUCAACUAG